CUUUCUCCCUCUCCCUCUCUCUACUUGUCUAUAUAUAUGUGUACUGAUCACCUACAAACAAGUCAAGUCGGGAGAAAUGAGUUCAUUCGUUUCGUGCAUAGCUUGGUUCUUCCUUUUUGGCUUAGUUUCAUUAAUUACCAGAACUGCGCCGGUUUCCGGCAGCCCACCGGGGCCGGUUGUCCACUGCGCAAAUGGAAACGCCAAUUGCAUUGUCCAGAAUGGUUAUGGAGAAUUUUCGAACCGCCAGACCUGCGGGGUUGCGGCUGUUGCCUACCCUACCACAGAGGAUGAGCUCCUUCUCGUUGUCUCCAACGCCUCCAUGGCCAACCGGAAGAUGAAGAUCGUCACACGUUACUCUCACAACCUCCCCAGGCUCUGCUGCCCCGGCGGCCCCCCUGGCACCGGCCUCUCGAUCAGUACCGAAAAAUUGAAUGGGGUUGUCCGAGUGGACGCGGAAUCCAUGAGGAUGACUGUGGAGAGCGGCAUUACCCUCUAUGAAUUGAUCGACGCUGCUGCAGCCAACGGUCUGGCCUUGCCCACUUCUCCAUACUGGCUCGGCCUGAGCCUGGGUGGAGUGCUGAGCACAGGCGCCCACGGUAGCUCCAUCUUUGGCAAGGGAAGUGCUGUCCACGAGUAUGUCGUCGGCAUGAGGAUCGUCGUGCCGACGAAGUCGUCGGUUGAUGGCCGCUUCGCCAAAGUCAUCAGCCUGGAAGAGGGAGAUCCUGACCUUCUGGCAGCAAAAGUGUCGCUUGGUGUGCUUGGAGCAAUCUCUCAGGUGACGUUGCAGAUGGAACCAAUGUUCAAGAGGUCCAUAACGAAUGAAGUUGGUAGUGACAGUGGGUUUGAAGAUGACAUUGAACAAUUCGGUAGAAGCACUGAAUUUGGCGAUCUGAACUGGUAUCCCGCUCAGGGAAAAGUGAUGCACCGUGUGGAUGUCCGAGUCCCCUUGACAGAACCCGGCAAUGGCCAAAAUGAUUUCACUGCAUUCAGGCCAGUGCCAUCAACCGUGAUCGUCUCCCUGCGCAAGACAGAAGAGGAACAUGAAGCCACCAUGAACACCACCGGCAGAUGCUUACUAGCAAGAGCACUGACGGACGAUAACUUCUCUGGCGGCAAUGGUCUAAGAAACAACAUAAGCAGUUCGGCUGGAUUUACAGGGUACCCCGUUGUUGGAAACCAUAGCAACCUGCAGGCUGCAGGCUCUUGCCUAUUCGACAAGGAAAAUGGCCUGCUCACUGUUUGUGGAUUUGACCCAAGGGUCCAUGGUGUGUUCGUCAACCAUAUGGCCUUUAGCAUCCCCAUGGCGAACAUCUCAAACUUCAUAAAAGAUGUCAAGAAGCUGAGAGACAUGGCACCUGACUCGUUUUGUGGCAUCGAUUGGUACAAUGGCAUGCAGCUCAGGUUCAUUCGCGCCUCGACUGCGUAUAUUGCCAAGACGUCUGACUGUGUUGAAAUGGACAUCACACACUACAGGGGCCAUGAUCCUACGCAGCCAAGGCUCCAUGAAGAUGUGCUGGAAGAGAUUGAGCAGAUGGGGCUGUUCAAGUAUGGGGGGCUGCCUCACUGGGGAAAGAACCGCAACAUUUGUUUCUUGGGGAUGAAGGAGAAGCUGGAUGGAAGAAUAGAGAAGUUUAUGAGGGUGAUGAAGAAAUUUGAUCCCAAGGGGUUGUUCUCCUCAGAGUGGAGUGACAGUGUUUUGGGCUUGCAAGAGGAGGGGCUGGUGAUUGACAAGCCAGGGUGUGCACUAGAUGGCUUCUGCAUUUGCUCUCGUGAUUCGCAUUGCGCCCCAGAAAAAGGCUACUUCUGCAGGCCUGGCCUUGUCUACAAAGAAGCCAGGGUCUGUCGCUAUGAAAAGCCUUUCGCUUAAUCAAAAAGGAGCAUCGCGGUCAUGGAGUAGCUGAGCCUCAGCUAAUAAUAAGCACAUGCAAGACACUGCAUCUGCACUCAUGUGUUUGCGCGUUGUACAAUGUAUAUGAAAUAAUCUUGAAUAAAUGAGUGAUUGGACAUCCGAAA
Nymphaea colorata (pocket water lily) is the source of this 2013-nucleotide messenger RNA. Its product is annotated as L-gulonolactone oxidase 5-like. Gene Ontology annotation, cellular component: membrane. The record is from RefSeq and is a predicted model, not a curated record. The transcript has 3 exons. NCBI's taxonomy places the organism in Eukaryota, Viridiplantae, Streptophyta, Magnoliopsida, Nymphaeales, Nymphaeaceae. Gene Ontology annotation, molecular function: FAD binding; D-arabinono-1,4-lactone oxidase activity. The coding region runs from base 77 to 1867 and encodes 596 amino acids.